Messenger RNA from Rhizophagus irregularis DAOM 181602=DAOM 197198, 2125 nucleotides. RefSeq lists its product as uncharacterized. Gene Ontology annotation, cellular component: chromosome, centromeric region. Lineage: Eukaryota; Fungi; Glomeromycota; Glomeromycetes; Glomerales; Glomeraceae. The record is from RefSeq and is a predicted model, not a curated record.
GAACAGUUUAAUCUGCAGUGAAAUUCUGUAAAUAUGGAUGAGAAACCUUCGAUUUCUAAAAAUUCCUUGUUUGAUAUCUUUAAAAAUAACAACGAAGCUGCUUUACGAUCUCCAACUCCUAGUCAUUUACUAAAUCGAUCUGGGAAUUCUGCUUUCAAGACUCCUCCAUUUGGGUCAACACCGGUCAAUUAUAAUAAUAUUCCUUUGCAUCUGGGGAACGAACAUUUGUUUUUAAGUCAACAAUUUCAUAACACAUCAGCUAAUGAUUAUGAUCCAGAAGAAAAUUUUCCCUCUUUUUCCUCUUCUGUGUCUACCUCGACUAUCUUGUCUAAUUUAUCUCCGUCGUCAAUAUACUCGCCUCAUUCGCAAAAUCUAGGGCAUGGUUUUGCAGAGGCUACUAUUAUACCAGGAAAUAGCUUGCAGAACCCACUUAGUUUUAGUAGCUUUCAGCCUAACUUAUCAUCUAUUACCGGAACUUUCUUAGGAAGUUCAUAUGGAAGGAUGGAAAACCAACCAAAACAUCCAAUUAGACCAUUUCCUGUGCGAGGGGUUUCUCCGCAGUUACAUUAUACACGUGGCUCGUUUUCAAAAGAUUUUAAACCUUCUAGUAUAGUAUUAUCUUUAAAUGACAAUAAUGACAAUGACAAUAUUAACAAUGAUAGCAUCAGUAACAUUGAUAAUACAUCAUUAGUUAAUGAUAAUAGUAAUUCACCACGUCAAGAUGAAGAGAUUAAAAUGGUUUCUCUCGAUAAUGAAGAUCUCGAAUCAAUAAGUUAUCAAUAUGACUUUGAAAUAUUUGAUAAGAGCAAACAAGUAAUACAAGAAAGUCAAAGCAAUCAAAUAGAACCUUCCGAAGAUGACAAAUGUUUAGAGCUCGUCAAAUGGCAUCUAAAAAUCAUAUCUAUUAAAGAUAUACCUGUUUCGGAGAUACCAGAGGGAAUUAUACCGGAGGGAACUGACUUUUGGAUGAUCCUGUCGGGUAUCGUAAAUGGAACACGUGAUAAAUGGCACAGUGGUGCAGUAAUUGCAAGAGAACAUAAUAGGCGUGUGCAAACUGCGAAAGACAAAUCAUAUAUACUAAUUGGGAAAUUAUCAGCUAAAAAAAUGAAAGCAGAUGGUUUUUCUGAAGGAUUGAUUAAAGCGUUUGAGGAUGGAUUUCCGGAGAAUUGGCGAGAACUAUUACUUGCUGAUUUAAAAUCCUUGAAUGACGAAAUAAGUCUUUCUUUUAAGGAAAGAUGUAAUCUUCGUGAGGAAAAUUCGUCUCGUGAAAAACGUAGUAAUUCUGAGGAAGAAAGUGCCCCUCAAAAGGAGAGUAGUAGAAUUUGUGAAGAACAAAACGAAGUAGGCCCACUUCUUGAGGAAAAUGUUUCUCACGUUGAAACUCCAGAGAAAAAAAUUACUCCACGUCUAGAAAAUAAAAGUUCUAGUAAAAGACGGUUUAAAACACCUGACCAAAAACAAAGAAGUAUUGUAACAUCAUCUGGUCGUCUCAUACGAGCCCCCGGUAACUGGUGGGAAAUCAAACCCGUUAAGCCCGAACCAAACGUGAAGGAAGAACCUAAACGACGAAGAUUCUCAAAACGCAUUCUAUUGUCAACUGAAAAGAAUACACCCCCACCAUCAUCAUCAUCCACUACCGAAGAACAUACCCCAACGUCAAAAACUGAAGCGAAAAAAAGGAACCGGAAACAAUUUUAUAGAGGGACUCGAAAGCGACGUGCUUCACGGAAGGGCAAUACAACUGGAAAUAAGAUGGAAGCUUUUCAUGAAGAGAAGUCAGAUAAAGUAAAUGCUGAAAAAACUACGGUUGACAUGCCACGCCACGAGGUUUACGUUCUUGUUGAAACUGGUAAAUCUAAAUAGAAGAUUUGCUAUUAUACAGGAUUUUCUUAUAUCAAAUAAAAUUUGUACAUUUUAUCGUAAUCAUUCAUGAUCAUUCGUAAUAAUUUGUAGUCAGCUUUAAUGCAUAUACUUUAAGUCACAUGACUAAAAUUUCAAUAGCUAUUAAAUGUUGAUCAGUGUUUUUUACGCAAAAUCAGGGGAAUGAUAUAAAAUAUGAGAAAAAAAUUUUGAUCGUGACAUGUGAAAACCGUUUUACUAAAAGCCAAUCAGCCCAAAUUCUUCC